Sinocyclocheilus rhinocerous is the source of this 652-nucleotide messenger RNA. RefSeq names its product C-C motif chemokine ligand 20-like (gene ccl20l). Gene Ontology annotation, biological process: immune response. Gene Ontology annotation, molecular function: chemokine activity. NCBI's taxonomy places the organism in Eukaryota, Metazoa, Chordata, Actinopteri, Cypriniformes, Cyprinidae. The transcript has 4 exons. Gene Ontology annotation, cellular component: extracellular region. The record is from RefSeq and is a predicted model, not a curated record. The coding region runs from base 48 to 419 and encodes 123 amino acids.
UAUAUAAGGCCCUGCACUGCUAUAGCACACAUCUCUGACUGACUGAAAUGCGCUGCAUUAUGUCUCUGCUCACCAUCACUCUCAUCAGCAGCAUUCUUCUAAGCCUGUUUCCUCACACUCCAGCAGCAUAUGGGCCGCUGAACUAUGCCUGUUGUGUGAAAUACACUCGAAAUCCUCUGCCCUUCGGUGUGAUCAAGGGCUUUAUUGAGCAGAGCUCCCUCGAGGUGUGUCGCAUAGAUGCCAUCAUCUUUUUCACCAAGAACAACAGGAAGGUAUGUGCGAGCGUUGAGGAUCAGUGGGUGAGAGCAGCGCUUGCACGUCUGAGGUCCAAAAUAACUAAACUGACAGUAAAGGGAACUCCGCGUAUCAACACUGCUGGACUGAAACGCACGAUUCACACAACCACCAAAAGCCCAUGAAGCUUUUGCAAAUAAUGUGGCUUUAAACAUAACAUAUGCCGGCAGAUUCCAUUAAUUACUGAUGCUUAUCAUCAUAGAUUAUGCUUUAAAUUCUAUUCUGACUAUAUCCUUAACAAUAAUAAAAAAACUGUUUUAUACUAACUAUAUUUUUCUACUUUUAUGUAUUACAAAAUUAUAAUUCAGUCUGAGAUGCUGUACAGAUUUGUCUUAAAAAAAUACAUUAAAACUCAUUA